Branchiostoma belcheri (Belcher's lancelet) is the source of this 1630-nucleotide messenger RNA. RefSeq names its product TIMELESS-interacting protein-like. Gene Ontology annotation, cellular component: nucleus; replication fork protection complex. The record is from RefSeq and is a predicted model, not a curated record. Gene Ontology annotation, biological process: replication fork processing; DNA damage response; replication fork arrest. NCBI's taxonomy places the organism in Eukaryota, Metazoa, Chordata, Leptocardii, Amphioxiformes, Branchiostomatidae. Gene Ontology annotation, molecular function: DNA binding. The transcript has 7 exons. Bases 139 to 1302 code for a protein of 387 amino acids.
CUCACAGGGAAAAGUAGGAGGAAAGUUUAUUUCUUUCGUGUCAAAGGUUAUUGCGCAUGGCAUUUAGGCAUUUUGAAAUCGCGCGGGACUGAGGAGAGGUUGAAGACACUUAUCGAGAUAAGGACGGAGCCAGCUGUGAUGGCUAACAUCAUGGACCCAGACAUCAUGGACAGUCUGUUUGACAUGCCUGAGUAUGAGGAGGAUGAUGAUGACUUCCCUCCCCUGCCACCACCGCUGCCCCCCCUGUCUCCUGCCAGAGAGGAUGGGGAGGACGGGGGGCAGGGGGAUGCCAUGGCUAAUGGAGAAGACACAGAUGACAUCGGAGGGAAGAUGCUGGCAGCCAUGGAGGACGUGCCGAUGGCAGGAAAAAAGUCACGCAGGAAGCCACAGCCAAAAUUAGACGCUAAAAGGCUGUGUGGUGAGCGAGGCAUCCCGUCCCUGCCCAAGCACUUUGACAAGGUGAAGUUUGCCGGGAAGGGUCACGAGGCGGAGGACCUGAAGCUGCUGAUGCGAACCAUGGAGCACUGGGCACACCGACUCUUCCCCAAACUCACCUUCGACGACGUCAUUGAGAAGGUGGAACAGCUGGGACAGAAGAAACCUGUACAGGUCUGUAUGGAGAAGCUGCGGAUGGGCAUGCCUCUCCUGGAUGAGGACUUUGUCAGAAGAGGAGAUGAUGAGGACCAGGCUGACGAGGCAGGUACAGGUGCAGGUACAGGUGGAGGUGCAGGUGCAGGCAGUGACACAGACUCUGGUGCCCAGCCUCCGUCCCAACCCGGCCCCAGCCAGUCUACCGGCCUGACUGCAGAACAGCGGGAGAAGAUGGAACAGAACAGACGUCUGGCCGAGGAGCGCAGGAAAGCCCGGCUCCAGGCCAUGCAGCAGGCCCAGGAAGACGCCAUCCCAGGACCAAGUAGUGCCCCAGACGAUGAGAGUUCUGCCAUGGACACCUCACUCGGCUCUGAUGAUUUUAGUUCCAACAAAGGCGCCGACGACGUUCAGCAGGACAUACAACCACCUGCAGAAAACAUGGAAACCUCCUCACAGCCUGUUCCUGAGGAGACCAGCCAAGGAGAUGAUUUACAUAUAUCCCACAAUGCACCAGACACCACUGGUGCUGCGGAGCCUGAUGAGGAUUCAAAUGAAGGAAGCAGUUCUAAUCUGGAGGACAAUGUCAAUAGCCAGAGCAAACCAUCAGAUGAACAUCUACAAACUGUAGUUGAAAAUAACACUGUUGAUCAGGAACCAGUAGAGUCGAACGGCCCAAAUGAACAGGCUUCUUCAGAUGAUGAGGAUCUGUGAUGGGCUGUAUGUAUGUAUAUAAGAUGUUACUGUAGCAGGAUGGAAAUGUUAUCAUAGCUGUUGUAGUCAUUCAGUCUUUUCUUCUUGUAUUAAAAAAGUAGCAGACAUAAUACCAUGAUGUGACAUAACUGUAAUCAGCUUUUUUUCCUUAAAAGUUUUACUGGGAGUGCACCCAAAUAUUGAUGCAGGGAGAUCGAGUUGUUAAGCCUUCUUGGUGAGAGGCCUUCUGAAGGUUUCUAUACCAGCAAGUUAGUAUGUUUUUCCUCAUGUGACCAACAUUUGUUCCCAUUACAACUAACAGUACCAUAUCAGUUAUCACCCUUUUAAA